Molecule: messenger RNA, 1732 nt
Organism: Rhipicephalus sanguineus (brown dog tick)
Lineage: Eukaryota; Metazoa; Arthropoda; Arachnida; Ixodida; Ixodidae
Exons: 2
Coding region: 1282-1719 (145 amino acids)
Source: RefSeq, a predicted model, not a curated record
AUGAAGUGCCCAAAAUUGGCCGCCAUAUUGUUGUAAAUUGAGUUGCUUGUUCGAUGUGCAGCCUCACAUACGUAUGUGUAGAUGCCAUUCCGUGAGUUACUUUACAAGCAUGUUUUCGGUUAGUAAUAUUAUAAAGUGUUGUACAUGAAGCUUGCUUGUUAAAAUAAAAGGUUAUUGUGUAAUUUGGCUUGUUCGAAUUUGCAGUUCUCGCCGCAAGAGAACGCUAGAUAAGCUAAGCAAAAUGGCGCUGCCCUUUGUUGUGUAGUGGCUGGAGCUGCAGGAAGCAUCGCGAGUACCGCGAUGCUUUUGUGAUGACCGAUGAAUUAUUUCAACUGUGGUGCCGGCUGACGAAGGACACUGUGCGAUGGCUGUGCUGGGAGCUUCGCCAGGACCUGGAGAGGCGGGGUACAGACACGAGAACAGCCCCGACCGUUGUUGUUGUUUUUGUUGAGCUACAAGUGCUUUGCGCCCUUCGCUUGUUUGCCACCGGCAGUCACCAUGACGUGAUCGCAAAGAACGAGGACGUGGCGACGAGCUAGUCCAGUGUGGGUCUCACGAUUCAUGCUGUCAUGGAAGCGAUCAUCGAGCGCCUCGGCAAUAAGUGGAUCGCCCUCCCUGCCAAAAGGAAGGCUUUGUCCACAUAGAUGCAAGAUUUGAAGGCUGCGUUGAGGUGGUCGACGACACGUUCGUGUGCAUAAGUGCGCCGUAUGAAAAGGACGAUGGCAACGAGGCUGCUUACUUUUGCCGCAAGAACUUUUACGCCCUCAGCGUCAUGGUGGUGAGAACAAAUUUCAUCUUAUUCAAUCUCGCGCAUGCUGUUAGUAGAAUGCAAAUGAGGAACGUGAAAGACAGCUUUUCGCCACUCUCCAGUAUUUUAACGACAUUUGCCGUGGCUCCAACUGCAGUGAUAGAAAAGAACGCAGUAGUCGCGGUAAACGAAGUUUCCGUCACUAUUUAGUUUUGGCAGGGUGACGUGACACCCUAAAAAGUUCAUCGAGCUUCAUAUUUGAUCGUGGCAGCUUUUAAGAAAAAUAAUGCAUGAAAGGAAAUCAAACGUGCUGAUUGCGCUCUAAUUUCAUAAACAGUGAUAUGCAGACAUGCAGUAACUGCCACAUAGGAAAUGAAAGAUACAGCUGUCGAAGCUGCGCUCCGAAAGCAACUCGAGAGAAAUAAGUGCGUUGGACCACACAGUUACAGUUGUUCUGCAUGUAGCUGGUUGUAUUGCUGUUGCCGACUUCCUUCCAAUGCAAACACUCUGCAGGUAUGUGACCAACCCUGCCGAUGACUGCCCUCGCACUCGGGGCCCGUGCACGACGCCUUUAUGUGGAAGACAUCCACCGUGAGCCAGGACUGGGCAGUGGACGCCGUGGCCAGGUGAUAGUGCAUACUCGCUUCAACCUUGGCUGCCUAACCCCAUCCCUGGAGCACAUCCUGCAGAAUCCUCUGCUGCCCGAUUCCACCGCACCCACUCUUCACUGCGGUGCGUCGUAUAACUGUGCACUGGAGUCCUCAAGGCCCACUUUCGGUGCUUGCAGAGGUACAGAACACUGUACUAUGGCCCACUCUUCACGUCGAAGAUCAUCGCAGUUUGUGUCGUGCUUCACAACCUCGGUGUUUGGCAGCAGCUGCCUGAGCCAGACGACAUCACUUGCACUGAAGAACUCGAUGGAGAAUAUGCGGACCUUUACAACAACAAUAGCGACGAUACGGCUGCAGUAGACAUGAACCAGGC